This is a messenger RNA of Abrus precatorius (Indian licorice), 1431 nucleotides long. RefSeq lists its product as uncharacterized. The coding region runs from base 1 to 1431 and encodes 476 amino acids. The transcript has a single exon. The record is from RefSeq and is a predicted model, not a curated record. NCBI's taxonomy places the organism in Eukaryota, Viridiplantae, Streptophyta, Magnoliopsida, Fabales, Fabaceae.
AUGAUCAGAACCCGUUCUACUGCACUGUCUGAAAAACUAUCUGAAUUUGACCCAGACAUCGAAAGAACUUUGCAGAAAAUUCGGAAAGAGAGGCGACUGCUAGUACAGAGGGAAAACGCACAAACCCACAUGGAAGGAAUGGCAAACAACGAAGAUCAACCAAGGACCAUGUCCGAUUAUGCUCGUCCAUCAUUAACUGGGACAAAAUCUAGCAUUGUUCGUCCGGAUGUGCAGGGAAAUUUUGAAAUAAAACCCAAUGUUAUUCAGAUGGUUCAACAGUUUGUUCAAUUUGAUGGGUUGCAAGAUGAAGACCCAAACGCUCACAUCGCUAAUUUUUUGGAGAUCUGUGAUACUUUCAAGAUUAAUGGAGCUACUGAUGAUGCAAUUCGCUUGAGGCUAUUCCCAUUUUCUCUCAGAAGCAGAGCAAAGCAAUGGUUGAACUCUCUCCCGCGAGGAUCUAUCACUUCAUGGGAGGCUAUGGCAGAAAAAUUCUUGGCAAAAUAUUUUCCUCCCGCUAAAAUUGCUAAGAUGAGGAAUGAUAUCUCUUCCUUCUACGAGUUAGAGACAGAGACGUUAUACGAUACGUGGGAGAGGUUCAAGGAAUUGUUGCGGAAAUGCCCACAUCAUGGGAUUCUGGAUUGGCUUCAAGUGCAAACCUUCUACAAUGGAUUAAACCCAGGCACAAGACAAAUAAUAGAUGCUGCAGCUAGGGGCACUUUGAAUAGUAAGACACCAAGGGCUGCACAAGAACUGUUUGAAGAAAUGGCAAUGAACAGCUAUCAAUGGAGCUCCACUCGAUCCAAGCCUAUAAAAUCUGCAGGGAUCUAUAGUCUUGGUGCAGUAACAUCCUUGGCAAUGCAAGUUGAAGCCUUAGGGAAGAAGAUUGAUGGUUUAUCUGUUAACCAUCCAGCUGCUCCAGUGAUGAGAUGUGAUGUUUGUGGAGGAGGCCACCCUAAUCAUGAAUGUCGAGCUACUCAGGAAGAACAUGCCAAUGUGAUAGGAAACAGACCACCGUACCAAAAUUACAAUGGCAUGAAUAAUUUAGGCUGGAGGAACUAUGCAAACCCACCGUGGAACAACAACCAACAGCCAAUGCGAAACAACACACCCUCAGGGUUUCAACAAGCUCCACAUCAACCACCACCCCCAACAGAAAAGAAGUCAAACCUUGAGGAGCUGAUGACCAAAUUCAUUCAAACAUCAGAAUCUCGGUUUCAAUCCACCGAGACAGCAUUAAGAAAUCAACAAGUAUCAAUCCAUAAUCUGGAAAAUCAGUUGGGUCAAAUCUCUAGACUCCUCUCAGAAAGACCCCAAGGGAGCCUACCUAGCAAUACUGAAACAAAUCCUAAGGAGCAGGUGAAGGCAGUAACAUUAAGGAGUGGCAGAACAUUACACGAAGGGGAAGCAAGAAACAGAAAAAGAUGCAGUUGA